AUGGAGCAAGACUAUUACUCUAAACCAGGAUGGCGAUAUCAUAUCGCCAUAAGCAAUAAUGGAAAAGAAGCUGUCAAAUUGAGCAUUCAAAAAGACAAAGGAGAGAUCGUUGGAUAUCUGACAGCGCACAAAGUCAACGGAAAUGAAAUCUCCAAAGUCUCCGAUGAAUCGUAUACAAUCAAUGCAAACUAUAUGCAAGCAGCUUACGACCCAAGUUCCGAUAUGCCAACAUGGAGCCUUGCCAUAUCCAAUGCGAAUGUUCAUGAAAAGACUUUGGUUGCGCUUUCCUAUUUUCCAACUGAGGAAAUAACUCUUGAAACAAACUCUGAUUUAGAAUCUGGAAGCUCUUCUAGAAAAAAGACGUUCGGCUUCGGAUCGCAUGGGAGCACCCAUUCGCAUGAUCACAGCUCUACAUAUGUACUUGUGAUGGAUCGUAAGAAUGCCGAUAAAUGGUUAAGGAUAGAAACACCGUUAGAUGAGGUUGCUGGCGUAGUUAAUUUUGUAUCGGAUACCGACGAGGGUAAAUGGCUAUUGACGAUAUCAAAUGAAGAAGGCAUCUUUCAUUAUAAAAUUGAUCCAGAGCAUACAGAACCAUACAAGACCUUAGAUGAGACUAGCGUAUGGCAGCGUGAUAUCCCGAGGGCAUAUAGACACAAUAUGAAGGAUAAGUGGAAAGGCCUACAGCGCAAAGUUUACUUUCAAUUUUUAGCGAGGAUGAUCAAAUCAGAUGUGUAUUUUGAAGCUGAGCCAAAGAAGAAAAUACUUCGUGUGUACAGUCUACGUGACGGAUGGCAUCUUUUCGACCUCCACCACCAAGGCGAUCCGAGUCUAAUUGGUUUUGAUACACCAGUGUUAGCAAUAUCGAAAAACGGGGCUUUGCUGGCAGUUAGUCUUGAUACAACAUCUAUCAACAUUUAUCUGAUGGAGAAUG
Molecule: messenger RNA, 931 nt
Organism: Paraglomus occultum
Lineage: Eukaryota; Fungi; Glomeromycota; Glomeromycetes; Paraglomerales; Paraglomeraceae
Source: the annotation of a GenBank genome assembly